This is a messenger RNA of Saprolegnia parasitica CBS 223.65, 2052 nucleotides long. RefSeq lists its product as hypothetical. The record is from RefSeq and is a predicted model, not a curated record. The transcript has 13 exons. Gene Ontology annotation, molecular function: protein binding. Bases 9 to 1991 code for a protein of 660 amino acids. Lineage: Eukaryota; Oomycota; Saprolegniomycetes; Saprolegniales; Saprolegniaceae.
CGGUGCGCAUGGGCCUUCCACCGACGUGGCGAGCGGACCUUGCAGCGCAGAUCAAGGCGCUUCGGAAAGCGCCCGUCCAAGGGCUGCUGCAGUUCUUGUCGGAUGGCAUCCAAGAGGUGAUCAUGGCGCGACCUCAUGACCCGUUCAACUACAUGGCCGAGUACCUUCGUUUAGCAGUACGUCGCUCUCUACAAGUGGCACGGCAGGCAAAUCGCGGUCAGGCGAUGCUAAUCGAUGAGCCCGACGAAGUGACGCUGUCGCGGGAGCUGCACAAGAAGCAAAUCAGCCUCGGACGCAUGCGCAACGAUCUCUCGCGACUCCGAGCACGACGACUGCAGGCGCUCCGCACGUGCUUGGACCUCGAGGCGACCUUGCUCGUGACCGACUCGAUCUUGACGGACGCAGACAGAGCCUUCUUCGCCCCGGAGCCGCGCUGGCUGCAGGACCAUUGGUGCCCGCACAUGGACAUCCUCGACACGAUUGCACCUCCACCUACCAUCGGCGCAUUUCCAUCCCUCGAGUCGGGCAAUACCCGCGCCAUUUUCGAGAGCUUUGUGCCCGAGUGUCUGCAAGCUAUUGUCGAGCUGCGGAAAGCUCAGUCGGACGAUCCGAUCCGAUGGCUCAUUGCUUAUUUCGACGCCAAGUCGCCGCAGGCACAGCAGCGAGCGCAGUUCGUCGAGCAGCUAAGAGUCGUGCUCGGACAGUACCGAGUCUACUACGAGCGCAUGAAGGUGCUGCCGCCCCAAGCCGAAAUCGACGCCAACCGCGCGAGUUGCCAGCGGGACGAUCUCCAGGCGCAGCUCUCGGAGCGGACGCGCCUCGUGACGCACAUAUCCGUCUCCAAGAUGGGCCCCCGGACGCAACCCCGAAUGUCCGGGAAGCCCGUCGUUUUGAACCACGCAAAGCUGUGGGUCCCCCCCGAGAACAUCGAGCCCAUCGACGACUACACCCCUUUUCAACUGCAAGCGCUCCAUCGCGCCGAGCGGCUCGUCAUGGAAGCCGACGAAGUGCGGUACAAGGCGAUCCUGCGCUUCGACUUGGAGUACUUCUCGGCGCGGCGCAUCGCCUCGAUGUUCCGCUGCCACCGCGCGUACGCCAAGUUCCAGAUCCUCACUGCACGCCGGCACGCCGCGGCCGCGACGAUUCAGUGCGUCUACGAGGCGUAUUUGUACAGAAAGGCCGUGCAACUGCCCUCGUGGUGCGUCCUCGGACAGCAAGUCAUGGUGGCGAUGGUCCUUGCCCGGCGCGCGGCCAUUUGGUUUGACUUUUACCAAGGACGGGACUUUGCCGCCGGCAACUUCGCGACGGACGCCACCAAGUCGCUCGACGAGCUCAAAUCCCAGUGCCGUCAGGACGACAAGUGCGCGGCGUUCGCCUCGGACGGGUCCCUGAAGCGGUUCGUGCCGCGCCAACUCUCGCAGCUGCAGCCCUUUACCAAUCUGCGCAAGGGUGCCACGACAUUGGCUCCCACCGACGGGCUUUACAUCAAGCGGCUGCCUCGAUGCGACGCGGACGUGAUUUCGAGUGCCAUCGUCACGAGUGUGCCCUACAACAAGUUUGGGACCGUCGAAGUCGUCUAUGACGGCACCGGCGUCAUCGAAACGGUGCCCGUGCAGAAGCUCUCGCGCCGCUUUGUGCACGAGUAUGACUUUGCCUCGGACACGUGGCACUACGUGGAUCAAGUGUCGAAAGCGCAACAGGCGACUGCCCCCGAGCCGUUCGCCGAAGCGACCGAGCGCCAAGCCAUUAUCGACGAGCGCAAGCGGCUGCAUGCGCGGGCCAGAGACGAAGCGUACAAGCGCAAGGUCGAAGCGAGCGCCGUCAAGCUCCAAUGCGCGUUUCGAAGCAAACGCGCACGGGCCAAGCUUCGCCAUCUCUUGGAGGUUCGCCUCAAGGAGCUCGAGCACCAAGCGGUCGUCGACGCGGCCGCCGCCAAAGUGGCCGAGAAGACGAGAAAGCGCUGGCGGCGCUGGUUUCGGUGGUGGAACUAGGAGCUUCGAGUGCAUUUAUAUCCAGAAGAAUGCAGUCGUCUCUAAAGGGCAACCUUGGGAC